AUGCCGGGAGCGAACCAAGCAAAUAAUCCGUCAAAUGACGGCGAGAUGAAGUAUCUCGGUAGUGCCGUUCUUCUAAAGGGCUCUCUCCCUGACAAACCGAGGGAUCCUAAUUUCACUGCUGUGGCUGUUGGUACUCCACUUGACGGUGAUUCUAAGGCACCAGACGAUUCAGUCGCAUAUCAUGACCCGCCAGUUGGUGACCGUUUGGCCUUGCAAACCCAUUUCCAUCGUGAAUAUAGAGCGGAUUCCAAAGAAGCGGGCUCCGAAGAGGCCAACGAAGCAAAGUCCGUCGUUAGUUCAAUAUACGACCCUUUCUCCGGGCCACCCUAUGAGGAACCCGAGCCGCCUCACCACGACCAAGAGUGGGAAGAAGCCGUAGAGUUCGGAUCUAAUUCUGAUAUCGUCCUUGCUCGGGCUGGUGAGUAUUGCGGCGAAGGUUGCUACCGCAAAGCUCCUUGGAUCUAUCACUUCGGAGAUCCGGUUCCAGAAUUUGACAUGCUCAACCUGGACCAGAUUGAUCGGCUUUGCCGUAAGUUGCAUAUCAAUAAUGUCACUGGGCAACCCCGUCUGCUUGCCCCAGUUCACGGCCCCUUGGGUGUUCUCCGCGUGAAGUUUGCGGAUUAUAUUCGGCAAUUGCAGGAGAUUCUUAAACACCUGCCCAGCAGAGAGAAUAUUUCUCGUUGGGAUACCAUCCACGAAAUGUUGAAGAACGGAAGUUCACCAGAUCCUUAUACUUAA
Messenger RNA from Paracoccidioides lutzii Pb01, 738 nucleotides. RefSeq lists its product as hypothetical. The coding region runs from base 1 to 738 and encodes 245 amino acids. The record is from RefSeq and is a predicted model, not a curated record. The transcript has 3 exons.